UCGGCGCCGGUUUUACGACAAAGUGCGGCUGCGCGGAGCGGCUGACGGCAGAGCCGCGCUGGUCUUGGAGAGGUCACCCCGGAGACGGUGGAGGUUUAGGGGAGUGGGACUCAGUGGCACUAUGUGGCGGGUCUGUGCGCUACGGGGCCAGCGUGCAGCCCCGGGGGCAGGACUCAGAGCUCGGUGGAUGGCCUUUCGAGAGGGACCCGGAGGUCCGUGUGUGAGCCUGCGGCCCAACCGCGCCCCGGCUCGUUCCAAAAGCACGACCACCCCAAGCUAUGGCCGGGUCCGGGCUCUUUGUGGCUGGAGCCCCAGCUCUGGUGCCCCUCCACGGAACCGCUUACUGCUGCAGCUUUGGGGAUCGCCCGGCCGCCGCUGUUACAGUCUGCCUCCGCAUCAGAAGGUACCGUUACCUUCUCUUUCCCCCACAAUGCAGGCAGGCACCAUAGCCCGUUGGGAAAAAAAAGAAGGGGAAAAAAUCAGUGAGGGUGAUCUAAUUGCAGAGGUUGAAACUGAUAAAGCCACAGUUGGAUUUGAGAGCCUAGAGGAGUGUUAUAUGGCAAAGAUACUUGUUGCUGAAGGUACCAGAGAUGUUCCAGUUGGAGCCAUCAUUUGUAUCACAGUUGGAAAGCUUGAGGAUAUUGAGGCUUUUAAAAACUAUACAUUGGAUUCUACUGCAGCACCCACCCCACAAACAGCCCCAGCACCAACUGCCGCCCCCGCUGCUGCUACUGCUUCUUCACCACCUGCACCUUCUUCUGCUCAGGCUCCUGGUAGCUCAUAUCCUACUCACAUGCAGGUGCUUCUUCCUGCCCUCUCUCCUACCAUGACCAUGGGCACAGUUCAGAGAUGGGAAAAAAAAGUAGGAGAGAAGCUAAGUGAAGGAGAUUUAUUGGCAGAGAUAGAGACUGACAAGGCCACUAUAGGUUUUGAAGUACAGGAAGAAGGUUAUCUGGCCAAAAUCCUGGUUCCUGAAGGCACAAGAGAUGUCCCUCUAGGGACCCCUCUUUGCAUCAUUGUAGAAAAAGAGGCUGAUAUAGCAGCAUUUGCUGAUUAUAGGCCAACUGAAGUAACUGAUUUAAAACCACAAGCACCACCACCUACCCCACCCCAGGUGGCAACUGUUCCUCCAAUUCCCCAACCUAUAACUCCUACACCCUCAGGCACUCCUGUUGCACUGGCUACUCCUGGUGGACCUAAGGGAAGGGUGUUUGUUAGCCCUCUUGCAAAGAAGUUGGCUGCAGAGAAAGGGAUAGACCUUACACAAGUAAAAGGGACAGGACCAGAUGGCAGAAUCAUCAAAAAGGACAUUGACUCUUUUGUGCCUGCUAAAGCUGCUCCUGCCCCAGCAGCUGCUGUGCCUCCCCCAAGUCCUGGGGUGGCACCUGUUCCUACAGGUAUCUUCACAGAUAUCCCGAUCAGCAACAUUCGCCGAGUUAUUGCACAGCGGUUAAUACAGUCAAAGCAAACUAUACCUCAUUAUUACCUUUCUAUUGAUGUAAAUAUGGGAGAAGUUUUGUUGGUACGGAAAGAACUUAAUAAGAUGUUAGAAGGAAAAAGCAAAAUUUCUGUCAAUGACUUCAUCAUAAAAGCUUCAGCUUUGGCAUGUUUAAAAGUUCCUGAAGCAAAUUCUUCUUGGAUGGACACAGUUAUAAGACAAAAUCAUGUUGUUGAUGUCAGUGUUGCUGUCAGUACUCCUGUAGGACUCAUCACACCUAUUGUCUUUAAUGCACAUAUAAAAGGACUGGAAACCAUUGCUAAUGAUGUUGUUUCUUUAGCAACCAAAGCCAGAGAGGGUAAACUACAACCACAGGAAUUCCAGGGUGGUACUUUUACAAUCUCUAAUUUAGGAAUGUUUGGAAUUAAGAAUUUCUCUGCUAUUAUUAAUCCACCUCAGGCUUGUAUUUUAGCAAUUGGUGCUUCAGAGGAUAGAUUGGUUCCAGCAGAUAAUGAAAAAGGAUUUGAUGUGGCUAGCAUGAUGUCUGUGACACUCAGUUGUGAUCAUCGAGUUGUGGAUGGAGCAGUUGGAGCCCAGUGGCUUGCUGAGUUUAGAAAGUACCUUGAAAAACCUAUUACUAUGUUGUUAUAAUUGACCUAAAAAUUUUCAGACUCACAUUGGUCACAUCAGGUCACAUUGGUUCAUUCUUAUUAGGAUAUGUCUAUGUUAUUAAACAUGGUUCUCUUAAAGUUCACCAGUUAUUUUUAUUAUGGAGUCUUUCCAGAUAAAUUUAUAAUGGCUUUACUGAAUUUUUUAAUGCCAGUUAUACCCAGAUAUUGUUCGUAAACACCAGAUUUUAAGCUGUAUACUUUUAGGCAAAGGACAUUUGCUAGCCUGGUGAUAAGUAUUUCCACUAGGAGAUGCAGGACAGGCAGAAUUGUGCUUCCCUAGAGACAAGUACUAAAAGUAACCUCAAUGACACUUUGCUGUUCAAAAUUAAAUUGCCUAAAAUUUCUUAGAUGUAAAGGAAAAUUACUUUUCUUACUUUUAUAUGAACCAUGGUUUAAAUUUUUCUGUUACAUGAUCUGGGUUUUGGUUUAACAUAUAUGGAAAGGAUAGAGGACUUCAAGAGAAAUAGAUGAAAUUUUAAAUGGUCAAAAUUUUCUUAGAUAUCUUCAAACAUUUAUUUUUCUAUAAAUGUUUAAAUGAAAUGGUUGCUUUCCCCUCUAAAGAUAAAAAUAUAAGCCAGUUUCUUGGUAUACACAAGGAUUUAUGUGGGUAUUUAUUUAAACAAAUGUGUUUAUUUAAACAAAUCCUCUCAGAAUUACGCAUUUGUUUAAAUAAAUGAGCAUGCAUAUAAAAUUUAACAGAAUUUAAGUUGUGGAAGUAGAAUUUUCCUUUAAGAUAGCUAAUUAUAAAUGAACUUAGUUAUCAGAAUUUAUUACUCAAAUAACUGGAAAGCUCUAUGAAAUAAAUACGAAAUACAUGUAUAUAUGUAAAAUAUGGUUACUAGAGUUGGAUAUGUGCCAAAGUCUAUCACCAAGUCCUGUCUGAAAAAAAGAGAAGGGGUAUAUUUGUGAAUGGUUUAGAAUGCUAAAAACAAUGAUGCCGUAGCUAGCAAUGCCUAUAUUUCCAUCUGUUUAAGAGGCUGAGGCUGGUGGAGCCCAGGAAUUUGAGGCCAGCCCGGGCAAUGUAGUGAGAUGUCUCAAAAAACAAAAUAAAACAAAUGAUGCCCAAAAUGGUGAUUUCUGCCUGCAGAAAGUAAAAAUGAUAAAUGUAAUUUUAGAAGUGUUUUUUGACCCUAACAUUGUCUCAUGUAAAACAAGAUAGCCCUAAAAUCCUGCUGGAGAGAAAAAAAUUCAUUCAGUGGCUACCUCAUCAACCUAAAUACUUUUUAAAUUUUAAUUUUAUUGUGUUUUGCUUUGCUUUUCUUUUUUCUUUUUUCUUUUUUUGGUACCAGGGAUCGAACUCAGGUCCUUGUGCUUGCGCAGCAGGCAGCAAAACCACUGAGCUAAAUCCCCAGCCCCUUGCUUUUCUUUUAGAGGGAAGGAGGACAUGAUAUUUAGGAUAAUAAAAAUGAAUUGGGAACAUUACCACAAUUCCAGACUUUCUGUUGAAUUGAUGGGUUUUAAUAAAUGUUUGGAAUUAUUUAUGACUAUUUAAAAUAAACCUGACCAGUGCUUCCUUGUAUAUGUAAUAUGUGGAGCUAUCAUCUGAGAUUUGCUUUGUUUCAAUGUGUUGAAUUAUUUCUCAAUGUUCAUUAUUACAUGGUGCGUAAGUGACACUCCAUAUUUUCCACAAACAUUUACUUUACUAUAUUAUUAUGAAAACAGUUCACUACAUUAAUGUGACUUUUCAAUAAUUAGUAAUUUUAGGUUGAAUUGAAGAUUACGUAAAAACAGUAAGUUUAUCACAAGGGACCAUCAUCAUUCUGGGCCAGAUCUGGUUCCACCAGAUGAAUCUUCAAAAAUAAUUCUUUCCUAAUGUUUGUGGCUCUCUUUGUUCCCUUGAAGGAAAAAUAAAGUUGCCACCUACUAAAAAUGGCUUGAGUUAAGAAUUUAUCUCAGCUAUAAUCUAAAUCUGGAGUGACUAUAUUUCUCUUACCAGAACUGAAGGAAGAAAAUUAGAAAAAGUGUUGUUUAAAUAAGAUUACUUAAAAAUUAAACUUUGUUUUCAAUA
Messenger RNA from Heterocephalus glaber (naked mole-rat), 4117 nucleotides. It is a transcript of the gene Dlat, whose product is annotated as dihydrolipoamide S-acetyltransferase. Gene Ontology annotation, molecular function: dihydrolipoyllysine-residue acetyltransferase activity. Gene Ontology annotation, cellular component: pyruvate dehydrogenase complex. The record is from RefSeq and is a predicted model, not a curated record. NCBI's taxonomy places the organism in Eukaryota, Metazoa, Chordata, Mammalia, Rodentia, Bathyergidae. Gene Ontology annotation, biological process: pyruvate decarboxylation to acetyl-CoA.